CUGUGAGGGAGGCUGAUUCUAAACUUAGUCGAUUAUCCUUAUGCUACUAAUAAACAUAAAAUGCCUAAUCAUGAACAAAUUAUGAUUAUUCAUGCCAUUAUAAGAAUGGCCUUGUUUUCAUCUCAUCUAUCUCAUCUAUCUCAUCCAUCUCCUCCACCUCCUGUAGCACCUCCAACAACUGCAGGAUGUGCUAAAUUCGUAUGAAAAUCUGACUGGGAACUAUAUUCUCCAUCCAAAGAUACACCAUGCUCCUUAACCUUAACCUUCUUUAACUUCUUGUCCUCCUUAUUCAUCUUAGUCUUAGUUGUCGUCUUACUUUUCAACGAGGCAUUGAACUUUAUGCCUUUCUUCGCUUUUAAUGCAUAUUCUGAAAAACUUCCUGUAUCAAUUUGCAGAAAUGUCGGCAAGUCACCAUCAAACUCCUGAGACUUCUUGAGCACUUCUUCAACCUGGGCUAUAAUUGAGGGGAUAACAAUUAGUAGCAGACAGAGCCGGAGAGGUAAUAUUUUCAUCAAAACCAUUUUUGUUUAGCGACUUUUAUGA
Molecule: messenger RNA, 543 nt
Organism: Moneuplotes crassus
Lineage: Eukaryota; Ciliophora; Spirotrichea; Euplotida; Euplotidae
Source: the annotation of a GenBank genome assembly